Molecule: messenger RNA, 1026 nt
Organism: Rhodotorula toruloides NP11
Lineage: Eukaryota; Fungi; Basidiomycota; Microbotryomycetes; Sporidiobolales; Sporidiobolaceae
Product: phytanoyl-CoA dioxygenase family protein
Exons: 5
Coding region: 1-1026 (341 amino acids)
Source: RefSeq, a predicted model, not a curated record
AUGCCCAUCCCCAACCCUGCCAACACGACCCACGACACCCCGGAACUCGACUGCAUCGACUUCUCCGGCAAGACCGUCUAUGGCGACUUCCGCGACGACAUCGUUCGUGACGGGUUCGCUGUCGUGAAGAACGCUCUCUCGCCCGAGCGUGCCCAGCACUACGUCCAGGAGAUCCACCAAUGGCUCGAGAACUUUGGCCUUGGCUACAAGCGUGACGACCCUUCGACUAUCAAGGAGGAGUGCUUGCCUAUCAUCCACCAGAAGGGACUCCUCCAAGCGUACGGAAUUCCUCACGAGAGCUUCACCUGGGGCGUCCGCUCCGAGCCCGGCGUGAUCGGGGUCUUCGAGAAACUCUUCAAUACCGAGGAUCUCCUCGUCUCGUUCGAUGCCGUCAACGUCUCGCUCCCUAACCGCCGCGACCUUCCUCCCGUCAAGCCCUGGGCACACCAGGACCAGGACCCGCUCCGUCCUGGCUUCCGCUGCAUUCAGGGCUUCGUCAACCUCAACCCUUGCGGCGACAACGACGGAGGACUCAUGGUCCUUAAGGGGGGCCACCUCAUCUCGAAGGAGUACCACGAGGCAUUCAAGAACGAGGAGCAAGAGUUCCGCUGGACGAACGAGAUGUACCUCUUCAAGGACACCGGCUUGAAGUGGCUCGAGGAGAAGGGUCUCGAGUGGGUCAAGGUCAACUGCGGACCGGGCGACCUCGUUCUCUGGGACUCUCGCGCGCCUCACUACAACGUCGCUCCUACGGGCGACAUGGCUCGCUUCGUCGUCUACACCGCCUACGCGCCGGUCUCGACCGCAACGAAGGAGGACUUGAUCCAGAAGAAGUGGCUCUUCGAGAACACCAAGGGUCACUCUCACUGGCCGCAAGGUUUCCAGCCUUUCGUCGAGCAGUUCAUCGCCCCGAAGCGGAAUGGCGAGCUUGACCCGCACAACAACUGGACGCCCCGACAGAAGCCCGUCUUGAGCGAGCGCGCGUUCAAGUUGACGGGGAUUCCUUACCUCGAGGCCAUGUCCUGA